AGUGCGGAAGCCUAGCUAGCUGCCUCCCUAGCUCCCCGCCUGCCUUCUGCUGCCCGCGGCGCCAUUGCGAGUGCGAGCGUGCUCCUGCUCCGCCGAACCUGCUCCGCUGCGUCUCGCCGCCGCUCCACUCCCUCGGGACCAUGGCCACUGACUCGUGGGCUCUGGCGGUGGACGAGCAGGAGGCGGCCGCCGAGUCGUUGAGCGGUUUGCAAAUCCAGGAAGAGAAAAUCAAACUAGGUAUUCUCAAAGUGGAUGAGAAUUCAGGGAAAACAGAUGAAGAAGAGAAAGAAGACAGAGCUGCACAGUCACUGCUCAACAAGCUGAUCAGAAGCAACCUCGUGGACAACACCAAUCAAGUGGAGGUCCUACAGCGGGACCCGAAUUCCCCCCUCUAUUCAGUGAAGUCUUUUGAAGAGCUUCGGCUGAAACCACAGCUUCUGCAAGGGGUCUAUGCUAUGGGCUUUAACCGGCCAUCUAAGAUACAAGAGACCGCACUACCCAUGAUGCUUGCUGAACCCCCACAGAACCUGAUUGCCCAGUCUCAGUCUGGUACCGGUAAAACAGCGGCCUUUGUCCUGGCUAUGCUCAGCCACGUGGAACCACUGAACAGAUACCCCCAGUGUUUGUGCCUCUCACCCACUUAUGAGCUGGCUCUUCAGACGGGAAAGGUGAUUGAGCAGAUGGGCAAAUUUUAUCCAGACCUUAAGCUGGCCUAUGCUGUUCGAGGCAACAAGUUGGAAAGAGGUCAGAAGAUCAGUGAGCAGAUUGUAAUUGGCACCCCUGGCACCGUUCUGGAUUGGUGCUCCAAGCUGAAAUUCAUUGACCCCAAAAAGAUCAAGGUGUUUGUUCUGGACGAAGCUGAUGUGAUGAUUGCUACCCAAGGCCAUCAGGAUCAGAGCAUCCGCAUCCAGAGGAUGCUGCCUAAGGAUUGUCAGAUGCUGCUUUUCUCUGCCACCUUCGAGGAUUCCGUGUGGAGGUUUGCUCAGAGAGUUGUCCCAGACCCCAACAUCAUCAAACUGAAGCGAGAAGAGGAAACUUUAGAUACCAUUAAGCAGUAUUACGUUUUGUGCAGUGACAGGGAUGAGAAGUUCCAGGCCCUCUGUAAUCUGUACGGGGCCAUCACCAUUGCACAAGCUGUGAUCUUCUGUCAUACCCGCAAAACAGCUGGUUGGCUGGCAGCUGAACUAUCCAAAGAAGGCCACCAGGUCGCGCUCCUGAGUGGCGAGAUGAUGGUGGAACAGAGAGCUGCUGUGAUUGAGCGUUUCCGGGAGGGCAAGGAGAAAGUGUUGGUGACCACCAAUGUGUGUGCUCGAGGUAUUGAUGUAGAACAGGUGUCUGUGGUUAUCAACUUUGACCUGCCAGUGGACAAGGAUGGGAAUCCAGACAAUGAGACCUACCUCCAUCGGAUUGGGCGCACGGGGCGCUUUGGCAAGCGAGGCCUGGCCGUGAACAUGGUGGACAGCAAGCACAGCAUGAACGUUCUCAAUAAGAUCCAAGAACAUUUCAAUAAGAAGAUAGAGAGAUUGGACACCGAUGAUUUGGAUGAGAUUGAGAAAAUAACCAACUGAAACUCCUUGUCUAGAGUUGACCCACACCCUCCAGAUGUGUUAUCUCCAGCUCCAUUUGGACUGUUUUUCAAAUUGACACAUUUCUUAGCCAGUCACAAAAAAGGACUAAGGGGGGGAAUAAAUAGAAAUUACCUACCUCAUUUCAAAUUAUGUUUGGACUUAACAAAGAAAAAUUGUGAAAAUAAUGGGGGGGAGGUAGAAAGAGGAAAAAAGUGUUUACCUGAAGUUUUCAGAUUAGGUGUAAAUGGACAGAAAAUGCCUUUUGAACAAAUCUAUUUUAAACACAAAAAAAGCCAAUGUGUUACCAUCUUAAUGGUCUACUCCAGGAACUGUCACAUCUGGAUCAUUUGGCUUCCAGUAUUCACUGUGGUAGCAUCUGGUUCUGUUCUCCCAAAGUGAAACAAGUACAUCCUACAGUGCCAGCCAAUUUACAGGAAACUGCAAGGGGGACAGAGCUGAGGUGACAAUGGGAAGGAGGGGCAGAGCUCAGAAGGGCCUCCUGGACAGCUUCCAAGCCAAAAGGGAGUGGGGAAAGUUCGCAGCUGGGAUGGAGCAGCUCCUUCCUCCCUGACCCCCACAGCUUGAAGACAUUGUGUUCUUUCUUAUGAAAAGAGCCCACCAGAUAUCCAAGGGGGCUCCACUUCUGGAUGGAGCUGGCUUCCAAGAUGUGCCAGUAUCGAUUCAAUAACAUCAUUGUCAUGGAAUCACUUACUGUGUGGUCCCCAGCAUGCCGAGGACCGACAGGAAAUGCCGCAUAGACCUGGGGCUUUCCACUGGAAGGACCGAAGGCAGCAGAUCUCUGCCUCUGUGACUUGAAGAGAGGAGACCCUCAAGAGGGACAGAGAAGGAGGAUCUUCUCCCCUAUAGCAAUGUUGGCAGCUUCAUGCCUUCAUUGUCCUGGCAAUGUGGCCUCAUUCUCCCUUUGAAAGUCAUGUCAAGUCUGGACAAAUCACUUCAGGACCCCAAUGGUUGUACUGAAGAAAGGCUUCUAUCUUCUGUAACAAUAGAAGUGGCUGGGCCAGCGAGUAUAGCAAGAGACUGUGUCCUCCACCCUCUGCACAGGGACCUCCACUUCCCUGACUAGCCCUGUCUGUCUCCUGGCUGUAGGGUGGCCGUGGGUGAAUUCCCAUGUGCUCUCUGGUUCAGAAGGUUCCCAGACCAUCUCUGGGCUCUCCUUGGUAUCCAGAUGGAAGACAGCACCCUGCUAGGGAGGUGCUGAAGACAUAGAAAAGUGGGAGCAGUGGGACAGAUUCCUGAGGCCACUGUGAGCGACUGUGACUUCUCCCAUACCCAGGAUAGGAUAACACAGCCAACAUAAUUCCUCCUUAGGACCUUGGAGAAGAAAUGAUCAACUACCUGGGGAAAACCUAGCCCAGACCCAGAGGUUUUUGUGGGUGGUGGGGUUCCACAUUCCACAACCAAACAGCUGCUCUUCAAGGGAAAUAACCCAACUACAGCAAUCACUUGGCCUGUUUAAAUCAUACCUAAGAGAAGACUUGACCACCACCUCCCCUGUCUUUGGUUUCUCCUGCCAGCAUGGGACAUGGGCGGGUAGAAUGUCCAAAGUCUGGUCCCCAGAGUAUGUGUUGGUUCAUGUGGGUGUUGAUGGGAACCAUGUGUAUGAAGUGGUUUGACUAAUGGGACCUACCUGUCCUUAAGCCUGUUUGUGCACCCAAUGUAGGAGUUAGGACCUGUAAUAGGUAGAAGCCAAAUGGAUCUUCUUUUGGGUUUCUGUCUGUCAGCUCCUUGCUUUCAGCUCCCUGGGGCUUUGCUGGAGAUCAGGGGUGGGCAAGAGCCAUUAUGGACCAUCUCUGCUUCUAGGAAAGCCUGUGGCAUAAGGCAGUGGGCAACAAGGAUGCUAUUUCCUGGGCACUUUGGCUGGAAGAAGCAGCGUUGAUGUCUCCUAGCCCAGGCUACUGAGUUGGAAGCGUUGGUUUCUAUUUGGGGAGUGGGCAUCUUGGGCUCUUUCACCAGACUGGCUGUCCUUUGGUGGGAGUUUUAAUGAGAUAAUAGAUAUGGUGUCAAUCAGUCAAAAAGUCUUUGACAACUUGAGGGUCACCUAUUGAUUAUUGUAGAUCUACUUUCUACUUGUGUGAAUAGAUUGUGAAAAUCUUGUCACUAAAUUAUUCAUCUAGUUUUCUAGUAGUGAAAUUACGAAUCUGUAGUAAUUGAGUGUUUUGAUCACCUUCCAUCAAUGUGAACUGUUGUUCACAUUGUCUGGGGGAUUAGGAGGUAGGAUGCAAGAAGGACAUUUGCUGUCCUUUGCCUCAAGCACUUGAGGAUCUUGUUAAAGACAAUUCUUGCAUCCAUGAAACAACCAAACCAAGGACUUUUUUUCUUGAGUGUGUGUUCUCUCCCCUCUUUAUGUCCUUUCUCCCUUCCCUUGCACCCCCUGGCCAAAACCUCACACCUUCUGACCUGUGUCUCAUCCCUCAUGUUUUCAGAGGUGCUUUACAACCUACAAAUGACCAUUCCUGACGUCACCCCAACACGGCUCUUGUUUGGUAGUCCAGGUGCUAGGCUUUGAGGCAGAUAAUAAAAUAACUAAAACAGGAUUGGCUUCUGACCUUGUAGGACAGGAUACAGAAUGGAAAAAUGACCAUUUGGGUCACCAUGUUGCCCAUCUCCCCAAAAGGAAGUUUCAUAGGGUCCUGGCAUUUACAGCCUAAAAACACCUUGCAGAUCACUUUCAACACCCUUACUUUACAGAUGAGGAAGGUCAGGACCAGAGAGAGGAAUUGAUAUGUUCAAGAAGUGAAAUUGGUCUCUUUAGAAAAUACAUGUGUAAUACAGCUGCGGUCAAGGGGAAAAGAACUUAUAAUAAUAGGCCCUUCAGGAUUUCUUCAACGCAGAUGUAAAAAGUAUGGCCAGUAUUUGGACCAAGAUUCUACAACUGAAUAGUAGUAAGAAAAGAGUAAAGCACCACAAGAUAACAUAAGACGGCACAACUAUCUUGAAUAAGGUUAUUUGUUGUUUGAAAUUGGUUCUCUUCCAUGCAUUCACUUUCAGUAGGGUCACAUUUUAAAGGGCUAAGAACUUGGUGGCUAUGGGAGAUCUGGAGGAACAAAAAGACUUGUUAACAUCUCAAACUGCUCCACUUGGAUGACUCCUUAUUCCAGUGUCCUGAACUAAAACAGUGCUGUAAAGAAUGCUCAGCCUCAUUGUAGGGUACACACAGGUGCUCACAGUGGGUCAGGGCAUGGGGAUCUCUGCAGGAUGGAGUUGCUGGAGAUAGGUUAGUAAGCUGGUCCAACUUGGUAGAGUGUUGUCUGGACAAAGAUGCUGGCCUAGGUCUUUCCACUCUCUUCCCCCAACUGAAAGUGUCUUUUCCUUUCUCAUAGUUCUUAGCACUUGAGCACUCCUGUGUACUUGAUGAGAACACAGUAUUUACCAUCAGAAAACCUGGCUUCAAAUGAUAGCUUGCCUCAGGCUGGUCAUUUAACCUCAGGAUUGUUUCCUUACUUUUCCAGGGAGGGAUUGCAUUAGAUAGUCUCUGUGUAUUGUUUCCCUUUUAAAUUCUUGGCCCAUUUUGCCUGUUACUAUUGGAAUAUGUGUUCUUCCUCCUAGAUUAUAAAUUUUGUGUGGGCAGAGAGGAGGAUAUUUGUCAUUCUCCUCAAUACCUAUCACCUAGUGACUUAAUACAGAGUUCUAAAACUGAACCUGCAUGCUACGUGGACAGGGAAGACACCAGUCCAAAUGCAAACUCCAGUGUGUUUUAAGGUCUGGUGGAUAAUUAAGGGUAGGUUAAUUAUUGGAAUCACUGAAUGCCAGAAAAAGGGAUAGGGAGUCUGUGGGGGCCAUGAAUGGCUGACAGAAAUGUUGGGGGAGCAAUCUUGACUGGGGAGGCUAUGCAUGAAGGAACAAGACGGAAGGGAAGGAGACAAAUAAGAGGGUAACUGUCAUCUAGUCCUGAAGGGCUGAGUAUCUAUCUAAGCUUGAGUUUUAUUCAUGAGAGGAGAAUUGCUAAGGAAAUGUUGAUAGGACCUGACAAUUUUGUUUCUUAGCUUACUGGCUUCUUCUAUGGGGACCAGGACACACACAGAUACUAGGCAGAGCAAACUUACCAUGAAGGACUUUGGAUUGGAAGAGGAGAUAGUUUAGAUCUCAUGUGCUCCAUUGCCAGAGAUCUUGGCCCAGGCAUCAGGAGGAGCAUCUGACAAUGGUGCAGCUGAGAUCCCCUUACUUCCCAUCAGAGGGACCUCCUAUUGGAUUUAGAUAAUGGUCUCUUCUCUUCCAUGUGUGAUCCCCCACCAUUUCCCCCUGAUCUCCAGAUAGAUGACAACUCACAAUUUGUAGCAUAUCUUGGUUUAAACUGUCAAGAGGAAGACAGGUAAAAUGAGGACAUGAAAGCCAGAAUGUAGGGACCCAGCCAGGACCUGUAGCAGCUAAGGUGAAUGCCUUGUGAGUUUUUAAAAGAUAAUGCCUUUACUUGAAAGUUCCUAUCCCAUUGAGAAUUGGAAGGUUGUGGAAGGUUGAAAACUGCAGAGAUGGGCAAUAAAAUUAGAGGUGUCCACAUGGGGAGAAAUGAUGUGCCCAUUAAGCAUGGCCUUGGGAGGGAGGAUUAUUCGAUGUCUCUAUUUGGGAUACAGAGUGUUGGGGUAUAGGGAAUUGCCUAUAGCAUAUCUGUUAAAUGCUGGCUCAUUUGCUGUGUUGGUUAAAGAGAUAGCAAUGGAAGUGAUCCACUGGUAGUGAUGUGGGGAUGUGAGGGGAGGUGUAUUUGACUCUCCAUGGUCUGUAAUAUUCAAGGAAGGAAGAGUGGAAGCUAUCCCCUGGGGAUGACAUAGGUAAGUGUUUUGCGCUACCUCUUCAUACUGUUGGUAAAGAAGUAUAACAAUAAAAUGGAUCUCCUGGA
Dromiciops gliroides (monito del monte) is the source of this 6420-nucleotide messenger RNA. RefSeq names its product ATP-dependent RNA helicase DDX19B-like. Gene Ontology annotation, biological process: poly(A)+ mRNA export from nucleus. The coding region runs from base 141 to 1568 and encodes 475 amino acids. The transcript is spliced from 12 exons. Gene Ontology annotation, cellular component: nucleus; cytoplasmic stress granule. The record is from RefSeq and is a predicted model, not a curated record. NCBI's taxonomy places the organism in Eukaryota, Metazoa, Chordata, Mammalia, Microbiotheria, Microbiotheriidae. Gene Ontology annotation, molecular function: RNA binding; ATP binding; RNA helicase activity.